Molecule: messenger RNA, 697 nt
Organism: Drosophila gunungcola (fruit fly)
Lineage: Eukaryota; Metazoa; Arthropoda; Insecta; Diptera; Drosophilidae
Exons: 3
Coding region: 77-415 (112 amino acids)
Source: RefSeq, a predicted model, not a curated record
AAACAACUGGCAACGCUGAGAAGCGCUUAAAUUUUUAAGAACUUUUUCUUAAGCAGUCUCUUAAAAACCCUUCAAAAUGGAAAAGUAUCUGGAGCCUGAGAAGACCACAAUAAGUCCAGACAAGGACAUUCUUCAUCCGGAUGAUGCUCAGUACAUUUGGCUGCCCAUUUUGGUGCUCGUUGGCAUACUUGUUCUAGCAGCUUUGGUGUACGCCAUGUCACGUAGUCGCUGCCGGUUUUCCUGGGAAUGUCUGAACCGAAGGAAAGCCCCACGGGGUGGGUACAUUAACGUGGACGAAGAGGAUUCCGAUGUGCCCAUGGCCUGUGGCGAUGAACUGGGUGAUCACCGGAUUGAAGCUAGCCUCCUCAGCGGUAGACUGCACAUUCAGGAUAUAACGCCUUCAACGCCUAGAUAAUCUCAAAAGACUUCCAUACACUUUAUUGUCCACAUUUGUCUCCACGGUGGUUGUCAUCGGUUAAGUUACUACUGCAAACUACGUGCCUCCUACUACAAGUACAACGAAAAUAAGCCUAUUUUAGUGAUCCGUAUUGGCGGCGCCCAGAAUUCGCGUCGUCAGGUCGUAGAAGCCAAAGAAGAAGGCACCUCCCAGUGUGAUCCACAGCACCCGCGGCACAAAACCAGCAAACAGACUGAAAUAUAAAAAUUAUCCAUUAAUAAAUGUAAACAUUAUCGUAAA